Messenger RNA from Knipowitschia caucasica, 375 nucleotides. Lineage: Eukaryota; Metazoa; Chordata; Actinopteri; Gobiiformes; Gobiidae. The record is from the annotation of a GenBank genome assembly.
AUGUCCGAACUACCAAAGGAACGAGUUGAGAUCUCAGAACCAUUUACGUACAGCGGUAUGGACUGCUUCGGCCCGUUUGUCACAAAGCAAGGCCGCAAAGAGCACAAAAGUCAGAUCGACUCUGUGUUGAUCACAGUAUGUGGCAGUCAGAUCGACUCUGUGUUGAUCACAGUAUGUGGCAGUCAGAUCGACUCUGGGGUUGAUCACAGUAUGUGGCAGUCAGAUCGACUCUGUGUUGAUCACAUCAGAUCGACUCUGGGGUUGAUCACAGUAUGUGGCAGUCAGAUCGACUCUGGGGUUGAUCACAGUAGUGGCAGUCAGAUCGACUCUGGGGUUGAUCACAGUAUGUGGCAGUCAGAUCGACUCUGGGGUUGA